GCCGUUCUUACUUUUCCUCCCGUUCCUUGACAGGCAGCAAAUGAAAGCGGCUUUCUUCAUGUCCGUGGAGUCCUCGGAAGGUUUGCUGAACGAAAUUGGCAGCCAGGCUUUAGCAUUGGGGACGUACGCUUCUCCGGCCCACGUGGUUGAACAGAUUGACUCGGUGACCACUGCCGACGUUGUGAAUGCGGCCAAGAAGUUUGUCAGUGGGAAGAAGUCGAUGACCGCUCGGGGAAACCUGUCCAAUACCCCUUUUGCUGACGAGUUGUGAGAAAGCAAAGAUAAGGGUACGGCUGUAAGGCGAACCCCAAAGCCAUCGGAUUGAUUGCUCUUCCCUGUGCUUUGGCUUAACAGAGUUCCAUGUUCCUAUACAUACGUCAAAUAAAGUGCAGAACUUGUACGCCAAC
This is a messenger RNA of Pseudonaja textilis, 407 nucleotides long. The record is from RefSeq and is a predicted model, not a curated record. Lineage: Eukaryota; Metazoa; Chordata; Lepidosauria; Squamata; Elapidae.